ACAGCAUCCAUGGCAUGGGAGAGGAAGACCGCCACAACCGCCCCCAUCAGGAGAUGGGGCAGCUCUCCUUCGAGGAGAAAAAGUUCCUGCUCUCCGUCGAGAGGGGAGUUGGGAAGCCAUCCCGCCCGAGACGGCCACGUUCACGCCGGACAUCACGCCCCUCAUACUGGCCGCCCACCGGGACAACUACGAGAUCAUCAAGAUCCUGCUGGACAGGGGUGCCACUCUACCAGGCCCCCACGACCUGAGGUGCGGUUGCGAGGACUGCGUGACCUCCCGGCAGGAGGACUCCCUCAGACACAGCAGGAGUCGGAUCAACGCCUACAGGGCGCUCGCGUCCCCCUCCCUCAUCGCCCUGUCUUCGAAGGACCCGAUCCUGACGGCGUUCGAGCUCUCCUGGGAGCUCCGAAGGCUCUCCUUCAUGGAGCACGAGUUCCGCAGCGAGUACCAGGAACUGAGAAAGCAGGUGCAGGACUUCGCCACGGCGCUGCUGGACCACACCCGCUCCUCCUUCGAACUCGAGGUCCUCCUCAACCACGACCCCACGGGACCCCCCCACGAACACGGCGAGAGGAUGCACUUGAACAGACUCAAACUGGCCAUCAAGCUCAAACAGAAGAAGUUUGUAGCCCACCCGAACGUGCAGCAGCUGCUGGCCUCCAUCUGGUACGAGGGUCUUCCGGGAUUCCGCCGCAAGAACAUGGCGCUGCAGGCGCUGGAGAUCGUCAAGAUCGGCCUCCUGUUCCCCAUCUUCUCCAUAGUGUACGUCCUGGCGCCCCACACCUCCUUCGGGCAGACGAUGCGCAAACCUUUCAUCAAGUUCAUCUGCCACUCAGCCUCCUACCUUCUCUUUCUGUUUUUGCUAAUCCUGGCCUCCCAGAGAAUCGAAACUGUGAUAGUAGAUUGGAUUGGCGUCACGGAGAUGCUCAAGAAGUGGGUUGCUACAGACGUCACCACUAGGAGGGGCGCCCCCCCUAGUCUUGUCGAGUGGCUGAUUUUAGCGUGGGUCUUCGGGCUGAUAUGGUCGGAGAUCAAGCAGCUGUGGGACGUGGGCUUACGGGAGUACGUAGCCGACAUGUGGAAUGUGAUAGACUUCAUAACGAAUGCUCUCUAUGUGGCCACAAUAGCUCUAAGGAUUGUUGCUUACUAUCAGGAGCCUAAGAUAAUUCAGGUACAAUAUGAGAUUGAGAAGGAGUUGGACACUCAUGAUCUACCUCGCCAAAAAUGGGACACCUGGGAUCCCAUGCUAAUUGCUGAAGGCCUUUUUGCUGCGGCAAAUAUUUUCAGUUCUUUGAAGUUGGUUUACAUCUUUAGCGUCAACCCUUACUUGGGGCCACUUCAAGUCUCUCUUUCGAGGAUGGUCGUCGACAUUUUAAAAUUCAUCUUCCUGUACCUGCUCACUCUCUUUGCUUUCUCUUGUGGUAUGAAUCAGUUACUGUGGUUCUAUGCUGAUCUGGAAAAGGAGGAAUGUAACCGCGACAGAGGAACAACACAAGAAAACUUUGAUUCCUGCAUAAAAUGGAGAAGAUUUUCCAACCUCUUUGAAACAACGCAGACACUCUUUUGGGCGGCAUUCGGCCUGAUUGACUUGACCAACUUCGAGCUGGCGGGCAUCAAGCCCUUCACGAGGUUCUGGGGGAUGCUGAUGUUUGGGACGUACUCCGUCAUCAACGUGAUCGUACUCCUUAACCUCUUGAUUGCCAUGAUGAAUCAUUCUUACCAACUGGUUUCAGUAAGUUCUGAACGCGCCGAUACAGAGUGGAAAUUUGCCCGGAGUAAACUGUGGAUAAGCUACUUCGAGGAAGGGGGAACCUGCCCUCCGCCCUUCAACAUCAUUCCGACGCCCAAGAGCCUCUACUACCUUUUGUACUGGUUCUACAAGAAGUUCUGCGGCCAGACCAAGGCUGCCAAGAAGGAGCACAUGAGGACCAUAAGGAAUACGUUUACAGCUUUCUCUCCACUUCAGAGAAUCAUGAGGCUAUUUACUCCUCUACAUGUUCCUGAAUCACAAAAAAGUGAAUUUAAGAGCAUCAUGAGGAAUCUGGUUCGUCGGUACGUUACCGUAGAGCAGCGGAAGGCUGAGAAUCAGGGUGUCACCGAAGAUGAUGUCAACGAAAUCAAGCAAGACAUUUCAGCCUUCCGCUGUGAGCUGGUGGAGAUUCUGAAGAAUUCAGGAAUGAACACAUCAUCAGCAACAGCCGCAGGUCAAGGUAUUCUGCCCCGAGGCAGUACUGGAGGAAAGAAGAACCGGCAGAAGGAGAGGCGGCUCAUGAAAGGGUUCAACCUUGGGGUCAACUCCCUGGCACCUCACUUCACCGCAACUGUCCUUCCUGCCACAACAGAGGUUGCCGAGGCUGCCGCAGUAAAGAGGUCACCUCAAAACAAACUAGCACGUUUGGCCAGGCUGGCAGAAGCAAGACUUGGACGACCUACCAACAAGAAGCGUUGGGGUACACUCGUCGAGGCAGCAAAGACUGCCAAUGUAAAAAAGUUAUUAUCCAGGUCUCAUUCAGAUGAAUCCCUUUCCUCUGACCCUGGCAAUGAAAUCACUGGGGAUUCAGAGGAUGCCCACGGUGGGUGUGGUACCCCAACUCCCUUACAGAAUCUUCCUCCCAGUAUUCUUAGAAACCCCGACGGUUCAUCUGAAGGAAGCCGAAGGGAACGUGGUAACUUGGAGGUCAGUGGGACAAUGCAUUUAGAUGCAGCAGCCCUGGUCAGCCAACAGGAUCCAGUCAAAAGACCUCCCAAGAAUUCUGUUAGCUUUGACCAGUCUGCAGUUGGAGGUGUCAGCAGCAGUAGUCCUUCUCACUCAUCUGCUGAAACUGAACCUCCACCUCCAUAUUCCCCUUGGCCGCGUCCUCCAGCGUCCACCACGGCCACCACUGUUACAGAACCUACUACGACGACUGCUACAUCGCCAUCGUCGGGGGGAAGUGGGUCUUUACCUCCAAUGGCAAUUAAUUCAAGUUUUUAAUGCACCAACUCGACUCUUCAUCAGUUUCAUCUGUAUAUGGAUUCAAAUAUCACCUCUGCACCCAUAAUAUUAGUGGUCUGGCAUGUGACUAUGACCCUUGAAGGCUAGCUCAGUAGAGUCUGUGUUUUUCCACACUAUUUGUAAUAUUGAGAUACACGUAAAUAGGAAAAUGGACCCUGUGCUGACUCGGCUUAAGGAUCACAGUUCCAUUUCCGAUCCCUGUAUUUUCUCAUCCAGUUUGUAAAUAAGAGAGUGCUAAGGGAAGUAAUGGACGCAUUCCCACUUGUUUGUAAAAUAAUGAGAUUUUUAAAAAAAAGAAGAUUUGACCAAAAAAGGUACAUUUCUAUACUGUUGUGAUAGAAACCCAAUAUUAAUAUUGUCUAUCCCUCCCUCAUUGUAAUUUGAGUCUUAGGAUACCAUUUUUAGGAAGAAAGAGUGGUUUUAUAUACACAAUACUUA
Messenger RNA from Macrobrachium nipponense, 3433 nucleotides. Its product is annotated as transient receptor potential-gamma protein-like. Gene Ontology annotation, biological process: regulation of cytosolic calcium ion concentration; calcium ion transmembrane transport. The record is from RefSeq and is a predicted model, not a curated record. Gene Ontology annotation, molecular function: inositol 1,4,5 trisphosphate binding; store-operated calcium channel activity; protein binding. Gene Ontology annotation, cellular component: cation channel complex; plasma membrane. Lineage: Eukaryota; Metazoa; Arthropoda; Malacostraca; Decapoda; Palaemonidae.